Molecule: messenger RNA, 663 nt
Organism: Marasmius oreades (fairy-ring Marasmius)
Lineage: Eukaryota; Fungi; Basidiomycota; Agaricomycetes; Agaricales; Marasmiaceae
Exons: 1
Coding region: 1-663 (220 amino acids)
Source: RefSeq, a predicted model, not a curated record
AUGCAUCCAUUGCUUGCUGCUUUUGAAUUUCACACAGAUUUGGGGAUCCUUUCUGCUAUCAAUGAACGAGUUCAGAGACCUCUUGGACUGUUCAUCAGCAUCCAACUCUGUGCUCAUUGGGCCCCUGUUGGACUUGUACGAGAAGUGCUGGGACAAGACAGGCGGCAAAAAGAAGAUCUCAUCAGGACAUUGACUAGUCACAUAGAUGACACAAUCUUGCUUCCGGCGCCGAGUAGUUCUGAUCCAUCUUCUUCGACGGAAGACUCACAACUGCCGUCCUCGAUCAGAUCUUUUAUUAUUGGUUCGCAACGUGGUCUGGACUUUUUGCAGUUCGUGAACAUGAAAAUAUUGGAAGAUAGAUGGUCUUAUCAUCACAAAAAUGUUGAUGGGUGGACGGAGGCAUUGAAAUCACUACAAUUUUUCCGUGGAUUACCGCCUGAUUAUUUUGAACCCAUUCCAGAUGUUUACCUAGGAUUUAGUUUGUACACAUUGGGAAGUGAAGUAUGUGAAAUGGACGUGGAAGUGGAUGCAGGAGGGGGUCAGGAAGCUGACAGUGUGGCCAGCAGAGUUGCUCAGCAGGCGGGUGAAGUGACGGGGAACAAGCAUAUACCACCAUCUUUAACUUCCAGCCAUAAGAAACCCGGAGAUGGUUUACGAGAUUAA